Molecule: messenger RNA, 2799 nt
Organism: Mesitornis unicolor (brown roatelo)
Lineage: Eukaryota; Metazoa; Chordata; Aves; Mesitornithiformes; Mesitornithidae
Product: phosphofurin acidic cluster sorting protein 2-like
Exons: 23
Biological process (GO): protein localization to plasma membrane
Molecular function (GO): transmembrane transporter binding
Source: RefSeq, a predicted model, not a curated record
ACUCUGCAGUCUGCGCCUGAAGAAACUCACGGUGCUGAAAGAGCUGGACAAAGAGCUGAGCUCUGUACUUAUCGCUGUGAAGAUUCAGGGUUCAAAGCGGGUCCUGAGAUCAAAUGAAUACGUCCUCCCACCUGGCGGCCUGAUGGAGACUGAGCUGGAGCUGACCUUCUCACUGCAGUACCCACACUUUCUCAAGAGAGAUGGCAACAAACUGCAGAUCAUGCUGCAGCGGAGGAAGAGAUACAAGAACCGCACAAUCCUGGGCUACAAGACCCUUGCAGUGGGCAUCAUUAACAUGGCUGAGGUGAUGCAGCACCCGACGGACGGUGGGCAGCUUCUGGGCCUCCACAGCAACAUGAAGGACGUGAACAUCCGAGUGGCUGAAAUCAGCAUCUACUCUUUGUCCAGCCAGCCCAUUGACCAUGAGGACGGGAACGUCCCCUCAGGUCCUAAAAUCAAAGCUUCAGAUCGCUCCCCAGACAUUGAUAACUACUCUGAAGAAGAGGAUGACAGCUUCUCCUCAGAGCAGGAAGCCAGCGAUGAUGCUGUGCAGGGUCAGGACCUGUUUGACGAAGAGGAUGACUUGAGGAAAACCAAGAAGGCUAGGAGGAAAAUGAUCCGAACCACAUCAAUGACCAGACAACCAAACUUCAAGCAGAAAUUUGUGGCUUUGCUGAAGAGGUUUAAAGUGACGGAGGAGGUCCUGGACUCUGAUCCUGUAGACCAGACCCAGGAGGUGGAGGAAGACCUGGGCUUGCUCUAUGACAGCCUGGAAGAGUGCAACAACAGUGACAGCGGCCCGGAGAUUGAGGACAACGAGAGUGUGCACAGCACGCCCAAGCCCACCCUGAGGCGUUUCUUUGAGGGAGUCUCUCAUUCUGGUUCCCAGACUGAGAUCGGCAGUCUGCACAGCCAGAAAGGGCAGGAUCAAGAGUCGGGCAGCCCUGCGAAGGCGGACAGGCGGAAGCCAGGAGCACUGCGACCACAGGAGGAGCCAGGAGUGGAGGUCCCUGCAGUGGAGGUGGCCACAGAGGAGCCGUGUUCACAACUGGCCCCUGCAGAGGCUGCAACGAGGGAGGGCAGUGCAGACAGGCUGGCCCAGCUGGGCCCCGGGACCAAAGCCGAAAUCCCCAGUGCCGUGUCCCCCAGCAAGGCAGAGAGCAAGCAGUUGUGGCGUCCCCGCAGCACCUCCGUGAAGGACCGGCAGAGCUCCAAGGGACAGGGCGGCCGCGCCAGCAGCCUGGACAGUGAGAGCUCUCCAGACUCGUGGCACAGCACCCAGGUGCCCCGAAAGUCUGUUUACGAUCAGCUGAACCAAAUCCUGGUCUCAGACGAGCAGCUCCCCGAGAGCAUUGUGCUGGUGAACGUCGCCGAGUGGCAGGGGCAGUACGUGAGUGAGCAGCUCCAGGCGCACAAACAGUUGGUCGUAUCCACCUGCUCCGUUGCAGACAUCCAGGCAGCCUUCAACACCACGGUCUCCCGCAUCCAGCGAUACUGUAACUGUAACUCCCACAUGCCUCCUCCAGUGAAGGUGGUGGUGGCGGGGGACCAGAGCUACCUGAGCGUUGUCCUCCGUUUCUUCGUGGAGCAGCUGGCCAGCAAGACGCCUGACUGGCUCAACUACCUUCGCUUCCUGCUUGUGCCGCUAGGUUCUCACCCUCUGGCCAAGUACCUGGCCUCGGUAGACAACAAAUACAGCACUCUCUUCCUGGACACGGCGUGGGGAGCCCAGCUGCCACCAAGGCCCUCACUGCUUUUUGUGCCUGCAGACACCGUGGACAUCGCGGGCCGCGUCACCCAGUUCAUUGCAGGAGCCAGCCUCUCCCACCAGCUGCCCAUCUCUGAGGCCAUGCUGACCUACAAGCAGAAGAGCCCCGAUGAGGACUCCUGCCAGAAGUUUGUACCCUUUGUGGGGGUGGUGAAGGUGGGCCUGGUGGAGCAGUCCUUCAGCGCCUCCGUGGACUCGGAUGAUGCCACUGCCUGCACCCCCUCCCUGCUGAGCUCAACGCCAGCUGCCAGUGCAGCAGCCACCUAUAGCAAGGAGACUGUGAGCACCCCGCCACCCUCCCCGUCUGUCAGCAGUGGCCUCUCAGGUGCUGGGUCUCUGAGUCCCGGUGUGGAGGUGAUGGGCCUGCAGGUGGACUACUGGACAACACAAGGGCUGGACAGGAAGAAGGAGGGCGAGAAGCGGGAGACGGGUAUCAAGAACACGCUCAAAAGCAACUUCCGCUCACUCCAGGUCAGCCGCAUCCCCAGCACAGGGGAGCUGGUGCCGCCUAGCACCAUGGCCAUGACCGUGGUCACCAAGGAGAAAAACAAGAAAGUGAUGUUCCUGAGCAAGAAACCAAAAGAGAAGGACCUGGAGCCCAAAAGCCAAGUCAUCGAAGGGAUCACACGCCUCAUCUGCACAGCCAAGCACCAGAACACCAUGUUGCGAGUCUCCAUAGAUGGGGUGGAGUGGAACGAUGUGAAGUUUUUCCAGCUGGCAGCACAGUGGCCAACGCACGUCAAGUACCUCCCUGUGGGCAUCUUCGGCUACUCGAAGAGUGUGUGAGAAGCCGGGGCAGCCCUUGGAUGGAGCUGCAGCGGGUUGCAGGAGAAGACAGGGACAUGGAGAGAUGGACACGCUCUCGUCACCUCUCUUCUGCGGCCCAGCCCCUGCCUGCUCUGCAGAGGGAGAUACCACACCUGCACCGCUCCCUAUGGGGCAAGACCUGUGAAAGUGAGGCCAGUGAGACUGGGUUCAUGCACCCUCCAACACCAGCCAGGGGACCAUGCCAUCUGCCUCCCGUGACCCCC